AUGGCCGACGAAACCCAACAAAGGGUCGUAAAUGCGGCAUUUGCGCCUCCUCCACCGUUGUGGAAGCACUUCACACCUGAGAAUAUCAAGAAACUGGACCAGAUCAAGACCGAAGCAUCCAAGGGCGAAGAUGGACGACCAAACAAGAAGAAGGAAUGGUCGGCGCCGGACUUGCGCGCUCUAGAACUACCCUCAGAGCUUCGCUACCUCGUCCCACCUGAUAUCCCCGAAGGACCAUACAGUGUGUUUGGCGAAUUACAGGCUCUGUCAACCGCACUGCCAUCGCUGAAAGAACAAGGAAUCGAACAACUUUACCCAGAACCCCCCGCAAGCACAACCGAACAAGACUCGCAAUCCCCCGCUCUCAACCACGCAUACUAUCUUCUCAAGAUCAGCAAGUCCCUGCUUCUCAACUUUUUAGAGUUCGUGGGCACUCUUUCAGUAUCCCCAGAACAAUUCGAAUCCAAAGUUCAAGAUUUGCGUAACUUGUUCAUCAAUGCGCAUCAUCUUCUUAACCUGUACCGUCCUCACCAAGCUCGUGAAUCGCUUAUCAUGAUGAUGGAAGAACAGCUCAACCACAGCCGCGAGGAGAUCAAACAAAUGGACAAAGUUAAAGCAGAUAUUGAGAAUGUUCUGGAGCAGCUGCAGGCGGAGGGCCGCCGUGUGGCACCUGGGGAACUGGAAAAUACAAAUGACCUGGCCAAGCCCGCGAAAGAGAGAGCUGAUGCGCAUUCCCAGUUGAUCUGGGAUUUGCUGGACAAAGAGAAUUGA
Messenger RNA from Penicillium salamii, 771 nucleotides. Lineage: Eukaryota; Fungi; Ascomycota; Eurotiomycetes; Eurotiales; Aspergillaceae. The record is from the annotation of a GenBank genome assembly.